ACCCCGCCCCCCUCCCCUCCUUCUGUAGAGGAAGUGGAUUCGCUGACAGGGCUGGGCAGCGGCGACGCGGCGACGUGAGAAACGGAGAGAAACGCGGAGAAACCGAGCCAACAAGCCUAAACGGGCCGCCAGAUUCGUCUGCUAGCGUUCCUUCCUCCUGUUCGGGACCGAGCCUCGCCGCCGCGGACAUGAAUGAUCAGCAGUUAGACUGUGCUCUGGACCUGAUGAGGCGUCUGCCUCCGCAGCAGAUCGAGAAGAAUCUCAGUGACCUCAUCGACCUGGUGCCCAGCCUGUGUGAGGAUUUGCUGUCCUCUGUGGAUCAGCCUCUGAAGAUUGCCAGGGAUAAGGUCGUGGGGAAAGACUAUCUGCUCUGCGACUAUAACCGUGAUGGCGACUCCUACAGAUCUCCAUGGAGUAAUAAGUACGAGCCCCCCAUCGAUGACGGCGCGAUGCCCUCCGCUCGUCUGAGGAAGCUGGAGGUGGAGGCCAACAAUGCCUUCGACCAGUACAGGGACCUGUAUUUUGAGGGCGGAGUUUCAUCCGUGUAUCUGUGGGAUUUGGAUCACGGCUUUGCCGGAGUCAUCCUGAUUAAGAAGGCCGGAGACGGCUCCAAAAAGAUUAAAGGUUGCUGGGACUCCAUCCACGUGGUGGAGGUGCAGGAAAAGUCCAGCGGUCGUACAGCUCACUAUAAACUCACGUCCACUGUGAUGCUGUGGCUGCAGACGACCAAGACUGGAUCUGGAACUAUGAAUUUGGGCGGAAGCCUCACCAGACAGAUGGAGAAAGAUGAGACGGUUAGUGAGUCCUCUCCACACAUCGCCAACAUCGGCCGCCUGGUAGAGGACAUGGAGAAUAAAAUCCGCUCCACUCUGAACGAGAUCUACUUCGGCAAGACCAAGGACAUCGUUAAUGGCCUGAGAUCUAUUGAGUCUCUGCCUGAUAAUCAGAAGUACAGGCAGUUGCAGAAAGAGCUCUCUCAGGUUCUCACUCAGCGUCAGAUCUUCAUAGAGUAGUUGUGGAGGAGUGUUCAGACGCUGGCUGAUAAAUCCAAGCAGGAGGCUCUGCGGACCGACCUGAUCGGAGCGCUAAACAAACGCAAACAGCAAAGCUAGAGACGCCCGCCCUCAUCUUCCCUCGCUUCUCUCUCUCUCUCUCCCUCCCUCCCUCUCGCUCCCUCACCUCAUGUUUAAUUCGUUCUAGUUCUGUCGUCUCUCGUCACGGCUGCGCUGAAUCGGUCCCAUCUGAGGAAAUCAAACCACAAAAAAGGAGAAAAUGCUUUGCUUUUGUUUUUUUUUGUAUUCAUGCACGUUACAAGGCGUCUCACUUCUUUUCCCUCUUUAAAACAUUCACACCCCCCCAACUCUCCCACUGAGUAGUAUUAUAAUUAUAUUCUGACGGUUAGAGAAAAAAACUCCCUUCUUUUUCUCUUGGCCUCUUUUAUCUCUACUCUUCUGUUUCUCUCUUUCUCUCUCUUUCUCUCUC
Messenger RNA from Pygocentrus nattereri (red-bellied piranha), 1482 nucleotides. It is a transcript of the gene capzb, whose product is annotated as capping actin protein of muscle Z-line subunit beta. Lineage: Eukaryota; Metazoa; Chordata; Actinopteri; Characiformes; Serrasalmidae. Gene Ontology annotation, biological process: regulation of lamellipodium assembly; barbed-end actin filament capping; negative regulation of filopodium assembly. The transcript has 10 exons. The record is from RefSeq and is a predicted model, not a curated record. Bases 189 to 1013 code for a protein of 274 amino acids. Gene Ontology annotation, molecular function: actin filament binding. Gene Ontology annotation, cellular component: F-actin capping protein complex; cytoplasm.